AUGACCACGGUGGCAAGUCUGUUAUCUGAGAAUCCAGUUGUGAUAUUCAGCAAAACGACAUGUUGUAUAAGCCACUCGAUCGUAGAACUCAUAAGAAAAUUCGGGGCUAACCCUAUGAUAUAUGAGCUUGAUGAGCUUCCUAGUGGGAGUAGAAUAGAGAGAGAGUUAAUAGAGUUUGGAUGCAACCCUAGUGUGCCUGCUGUGUUCAUAGGGAAGAAGCUCAUUGGUGGUGCUAAUGAGCUGAUCAGCCUUAAUUUGCAAAGCAAGCUUAGACCACUACUCAUCAAUGCUAAUGCUAUAUGGAUGUAG
Helianthus annuus (common sunflower) is the source of this 309-nucleotide messenger RNA. Its product is annotated as monothiol glutaredoxin-S1. Bases 1 to 309 code for a protein of 102 amino acids. The transcript has a single exon. NCBI's taxonomy places the organism in Eukaryota, Viridiplantae, Streptophyta, Magnoliopsida, Asterales, Asteraceae. The record is from RefSeq and is a predicted model, not a curated record.